AUGCAACCAGAACAAAAAGAUGAAACAGAUAGAUUACCACCUAGCGAUAGAGUUACUCAUUUGGAUGUAGCAGGAUUUGUCAUUUCAAUAAUAAGUCAUAUAGUGGAUGUAGGUUUGGAUUGUAACUUGGCUGUGAGAUAUUAUCUUAGUGGACAAAAGGCAUAUUUUUUUGCCACUAUAGCUUUCAUUUUGAUACCAGCAUUAAUAAAUACAGCAUUUAGUGUACGAAUGUAUAUGCUAGAUGAAUCAGAAGAAUUAAAUAAAAAUAGAACAUUGACAAAGCGUUGUACUGAUAGAGGUGUGCUGUUUUUGAUUGUUCUUAUAUUUCAAUUAGCCCCAGUAUUGAGAUAUUUCGAUGCCCUUGGUUAUGCACUGAAAUCUAAAAAGGCUGAAAAACUAAAGGAUUAUGUUAACCAAAGGAAAUAUUAUGAACUCAUGAUUAAGGAGGAUUCAGAUGUAGCUUUAUUGAGAGUAUUGGAAUGUUUUUUAGAAGCUGCUCCUCAACAAAUUUUACAAAUCACCAUAAUAUUCUUCAAUAAAGGACAAGGUUUUGGUAAAGAUACAUUCACAUUUUUCCAUCAGUUACUAUCCAUUGGAAGUUCUUUUGUUAGUAUGGCAUGGUCAAUGGCCUCUUAUCAUAGAUUGUUGAGAGUAUCACAAAAGACUAAAAACAACAUAUCUUUGAUAGGAACUUUCGUUCAAUUCAUGUGGCAUUUCAUGGUAACAGGUAAAUUAUAA
Messenger RNA from Harmonia axyridis, 738 nucleotides. RefSeq names its product XK-related protein 6. Gene Ontology annotation, cellular component: plasma membrane. The transcript is spliced from 2 exons. NCBI's taxonomy places the organism in Eukaryota, Metazoa, Arthropoda, Insecta, Coleoptera, Coccinellidae. Gene Ontology annotation, biological process: engulfment of apoptotic cell; phosphatidylserine exposure on apoptotic cell surface; apoptotic process involved in development. The record is from RefSeq and is a predicted model, not a curated record. Bases 1 to 738 code for a protein of 245 amino acids.